Coccomyxa subellipsoidea C-169 is the source of this 1278-nucleotide messenger RNA. Its product is annotated as flag-tagged protein kinase. Gene Ontology annotation, molecular function: protein kinase activity; ATP binding. The transcript has 6 exons. Lineage: Eukaryota; Viridiplantae; Chlorophyta; Trebouxiophyceae; Coccomyxaceae. Bases 1 to 813 code for a protein of 270 amino acids. Gene Ontology annotation, biological process: protein phosphorylation. The record is from RefSeq and is a predicted model, not a curated record.
AUGCACCUCAUCAACCCCGAGGAGAUCACUCUCGGAGCGCUCAUUGGCGAGGGCGGGUUUGGCAAGGUGUAUUAUGGGGAUUGGGCAGGGCAGGAGGUGGCAGUCAAGGUGAUGUCAGCAGAGGCAAGCCACCAGGCUGUGGUGCUGCAGGAGUUCCAGAGGGAGGUUGUGACAAUGACAAUGCUGCCGGGCCACCCGCAUGUGCUGCGGCUGCUGGGAGCAUGCAUCCAGCCGCCCCUCAUGGCCCUCGUGACCCCCUACUGCCCCAAGGGUUCGCUGUAUGCGCUGCUGCACUCGCCGACGGUGCAGCUGUCGUGGGGCCAGGUGGCGUUCAUCUGCUGGGGGGCCGCCAAGGGCAUGCACCACCUGCACUCCCACCACGUCAUCCACCGCGACCUCAAGUCAGGCAAUCUGUUGGUGGAAGAAUCGCUGUGCGUGCGCGUGGCGGACUUUGGGCUGGCACGAGUGAUGCACGACCUGCACACGCUCACGGGCGGACUGGGCACCUUCCAGUGGAUGGCGCCCGAAGUUCUGGCGCACCAGCGCUACUCCAAAAAGGCCGACGUCUACUCCUUCGCAGUCGUGCUCUGGGAGUGCACCGCGCGCCAGGUGCCAUACGCUGGAGUGAGUGGCAUUCAGGCGGCUUUGGCGGUGAUGCACCGGGGACUGCGCCCGGACAUCCCCGGCCACACGCCACCGGCGCUGGCAUCGCUUAUCCGCGACUGCUGGCAGCCCCUACCAGAUCAGCGCCCCAGCUUUUCUGAUGUGGCCGCCCGCCUGGAGGCCAUGUACCGGGACUUCACCAGCACCUGAUUUCUUUCUGGAAGAGAUAUGCUGACAUCACAUCAGUGCAAGCAACAGGGAGAUAAGCGGAAGGGCUGCCUGAUGAUGAUGCUUGCGAAAAGAUUGUGAGAGGAGUGUUUGAGGAAGGGUCGUUGUCCAGUGAGAUAUGUGCCACCGGGCGAGCAAUUCUUCUGUGUGAUACUAUCAUCUUAGCAAAGUUGUCAAGAGCAAGAGAGGUGUGGCAGUAGCAUGAGCGACAAUAAAUAAAUAAAUAAAUGAUGCGAUAUUGCUCACUUGCUCACUAGAAAUCACAUGCCAUCGUUAUAUAACACUAGAUAUAUCACUAGAUGUGACUCUGCACAUCGCUUUCACAGGACAUGGAAGACACGUGUGCGCUAUGUUCUUCAAUAAAGUCAAAUUAAUUUGAUGCCAUCAGUGAUGAAGCAAAUAUGCAACAAUUAGGGUCAUAGUGUAAGGACAGUACUACAACAAAAA